This is a messenger RNA of Teleopsis dalmanni, 1071 nucleotides long. RefSeq lists its product as uncharacterized. The record is from RefSeq and is a predicted model, not a curated record. NCBI's taxonomy places the organism in Eukaryota, Metazoa, Arthropoda, Insecta, Diptera, Diopsidae. Bases 454 to 1068 code for a protein of 204 amino acids. The transcript is spliced from 2 exons.
AAUUCAACGCAUUCACAACUUGCGUAAUUUCCUAUACCUGUGAGUUUGAAACUACAGGCUAAUAAUUUAUUAAAUUUAAUUGUAAUAAAUGAUAAUCAGCACAUAACAUUUUUUAUGAGCAAAUUUUGAGUUUUUAAGGUUAGCCCGUAUCGGCUGAAAAUUUGAUGGGACUCUGAAAAAAGAUCGAUACGACUUUUAAAAUAUAUAUGGCCCAUAUUUUACCUAAUAUGACCCUGUACAAUACUUAUCCAUAAUGUGAAGAUAUGACUGAAAACUUGAAAAUAGAUCUUUUCUGGUCAUAUCACUUUCUAAUUUGGUGACUUUUAUUAAUAUUAUAUUACAUUUAAAAGCAAUAUAAAAUGGUUUCUAUAUCAUUUGGCAUAAAACAAAUUUGGAAUAAGUAUAACAUUUUUUUUAUAAUUAUGUAUAGCUAUAAGCAAAAAGUCUCGCGACAUGUUUAUGGAACUUGCUGCAAAUGUUGAAAACACAAAACGGAUGCCUGAUAAUAUACAGUCAAACUCAAAUGAUUUAAAACGUUCAUUGAGUAAAGUCGAUAAAAAUACUAAAGAGGAUUCAACUUCAAUUAUAAAAUGUGAUGAAAAAUUGGAAGAAGUUAAAAUUAAAACAUCUGACCUUAGUGAAAAAUUCAAAUUUUUUGAAACAUAUCAACCAGAAGUCCUCGAGAAGAAAAUGUUUCGAAUAACGCCUCCAAGGGAAGAUUUAAAAUCUCCCUCGCAGGAUUCAUGCAAUAAGGAAAAUAUAAAUGAAUUAGAUUCAAAUCCAAAUGAAAUAUCGCGUACUACUAGCAUGAUGAUAAAUAGAUUCCGAGAAAUGGAAAAAACCAAAACGAAGGACACUUCUUACUGCCCAAAACCUUUAAAAUGCUUUACACCGCCACGAGAUUGUGAAAUGAAUACGACUCAAAAUCCAGAAUAUGAAGACGAUAGUGACGAUGACGAAAUAAACGAACAGGAUGACAAUUAUGAAGAACAUCCCCAUUUUAGACAUAUGGAGGAUGAAGACUUGAAAAAGGUAAUAUUAAUAUUUCAAAAAGUUCUUGUGUUAUAAAUU